Messenger RNA from Lodderomyces jiufengensis, 264 nucleotides. RefSeq lists its product as uncharacterized. The coding region runs from base 1 to 264 and encodes 87 amino acids. Gene Ontology annotation, molecular function: 2 iron, 2 sulfur cluster binding. Gene Ontology annotation, cellular component: cytosol; nucleus. The transcript has a single exon. Gene Ontology annotation, biological process: intracellular iron ion homeostasis. The record is from RefSeq and is a predicted model, not a curated record. Lineage: Eukaryota; Fungi; Ascomycota; Pichiomycetes; Serinales; Debaryomycetaceae.
AUGACAGCACUUACAUCAGACUCACUAAAAGAUAUAAUACAAAAGAGGUUAGAAGCUGAUCUUGUACAAGUUGAAGAUAUGUCAGGGGGUUGUGGACAAGCAUUUGCAGUUAUUAUAGUUACAUCUAAAUUUCAAGGUAAGAAUAAAUUAGCAAGACAUAGAUUAGUUAAUAAUGAACUACGAGAUGAAAUUGCUGCAAUACAUGCUUUUACUCAAAAGGGAUAUACACCUCAAGAAUGGUCGGAUUUAGGUGGUAAAAUAUAG